UUUUUUUCUCUUCGUUUUUUUCUCCUCCUACUACUGCAUCUGCAGAGCGAGAAGAAGCAAAAAAUUCACGCCUGUAUACAUACUUUCUGUGCAGAAAGCGGGGUGCGAAGUAAGAAAGAUGCAGUCUGGAUAUGGAGGAGGAGGCGGCGGAGGAGGAGUGUCCGACUUGCAGCAGUUCUUGGUGCCGGACGGGAGUGCAGUCUUCUCCCUCUCCACCAAUCCAACUCCUCCUUCUUCCGCCGCCGCCGCACCCCUCUCUUCCCAUCCCUUCAUCAACUACCACCACCACCACCACCACCACCACAAUCCUCUCCUCCACCACCUCCACCACCAACCUCCGCAUCCGCCGCCGCCGCUGCAGCCUCUCCUGACCCCCUUCGGCAUGCCUUUCCUCCCCAUCCCCGUCCCCCCUCCGCCGCCGCCGCCGCCGCCUGCUGCCGCCGCCACCCAACAGCUGUUUUAUCAAGAACACGAUUUCCGGCUCUUCCACACCCACUCCCCGUCGCCGCCGCCGCCGCUGCCGCCGGAGAAUCACUCUGGCGGCAGCGACGACACCGGACCGUCGCUUCUGUCGGCCGCCGCCGUCAAUUUCAAGCUGGCAGUCGACAGCAGCGGCGGUGGCGGCGGCCCGGAAGAGGAAUCUACUAUAAAAGAACUCAGUUGGCGACCUUUGGAUAUAGAUUUUCUUCACAACAGCAACAGCAGCAACAACAAGAGGCACAAGAGUGGCUCUUGCGACCGCCACGACGAGCCUGAUCCCGAGCCGUCGAGCAAGUAUGGCGAAAAGAGGAGCGGCAACGCCGACAACUACAAGAUCUUCAGCGAGCUCGAGGCGAUCUACAAGCCCGGCAGCAGCAGUGCUGCUACAACCCCCACCGCCGCCGCUGCCGCCGCCGCGAACCAAACCGGCUCAGGCUCUGCCCUAACCGGCGAUGACUACCCAAUUAUUGCCGCUGCCGCCGAAAAUGAAGCUCCGGAUGAUGUCGGCGGGACGUCGGAGACUUCGGCGGGCGAAGAGGCUGCUGCGGCUGCGAGGAAUUGUCAGAGAACCGCAGGAAUUGCCGUUGCUCGGAAUAAGGAGAGGCGGCGGCAGCGGCGGCAGAGGCGGAAGCAGCAGCAGCUGCAGGCGAUGGUCGGGUUCAUGGAGGCGACGGUGAAGCGGCUGAUGGACCACCAGGAGAGCCUCCACCGGAGCUUCCUGGAGGCGGCGGAGCGGCGGGACCGCGAGCGGACGCGCAGCGACGAGUCCUGGCGGGAGCAGGCGGCCGCGCGGUCGAGCCAGGAGGCGGCCGCCGCGGCGACCGCGCCGGUCGCCGACUCCGCGACGCCGCCCGGAUCUCGUUCGCUCGAGAACGUCUCCGAGACGAGAAUCCAUCUCCUCGAAGAGGUUAAUAACAAAAUUACGCUGCGACGUUCAAACGGAGGGGCUGCGGAUACAGCACCGAGCCGGUGGCCGCGGGCGGAGGUGAGGCGCAUGAUCGGCGGUGCGGAGCGGGCUGGAGGCGAAGUUCCAGGAGCCAGGGCUGAAAGGGCCCGCUCGCUGAAGCGCUGCAAGGAGAAGUGGAGAACAUCAAACAAGUACUUCCGGAAUGCGAAAGGAGAGCAGGAAGAGCGCGGCACGCAGCAGCACCAAAACCUGCCCCUCAAUUUCACAACACUCGACGAUCCUGCGUACAGCAGCAGGUUUCGCGCCCUUCCGACGCACCGCGACAAAGAACCCCGCCGCCGAAUCAACGCCAAUUCCGGGCUUGCUCGAAGCCGUGUCGUGUCGAAGAUCACGUCGGAUUCAAAUUCGGCGGCGGCGAUCGGAAUCAGAAGGGAAGAUGAGGAGGGAGAAUGA
This is a messenger RNA of Ananas comosus (pineapple), 1840 nucleotides long. RefSeq names its product YLP motif-containing protein 1-like. Bases 119 to 1840 code for a protein of 573 amino acids. The transcript is spliced from 3 exons. The record is from RefSeq and is a predicted model, not a curated record. Lineage: Eukaryota; Viridiplantae; Streptophyta; Magnoliopsida; Poales; Bromeliaceae.